UCGCCGCGACCGCCUCUCCCCCCUAGUCGCUCAAAUGCUCUCGCGCCGCUCUGCGGUGGAACACGGCCUCUAUCACGCUCUAAACCCUUCACCCCUCCGUCUUAAUUACCAAUUCUCGGAGCCAUUGAACCCUCUUACCUAAGCAGCUGCUGAAGAGUGGUAAAUCAUUUAGGUCUUAGAGCUCUUGCUCUGUAAACAUUGAGGGUUCAAUUUCUUUCUCGCAGCUGGAGAAGAGUGAGAAAAUUUAGGGUUUCUUAAACCGGUAGAAAACAAGAGAAUCUAGAGAGAGAAAGAGAGAUGUGGAACAAUGGAGUUGGGCCUCAUAUGGCCCCUCCAGGAACGGCACAGGCAGUUCCACCUCCUGCAGUGCAACCAUCUUACAGUGUGCCUCUUUCUGCUGAAGAGACGGAAGCUAGGUUGGAGGAGAAAGCUCGAAAAUGGAUGCAGCUUAACAACAAGAGAUAUGGAGAUAAGAGGAAAUUUGGAUUUGUGGAAACUCAGAAAGAGGAUAUGCCUCCUGAACAUGUGCGCAAGAUCAUAAGAGAUCAUGGGGACAUGUCCUCCAAGAAAUAUCGCCAUGACAAGCGUGUGUACCUUGGGGCACUGAAAUUUGUUCCCCAUGCAGUUUACAAGCUUCUUGAGAACAUGCCAAUGCCCUGGGAGCAGGUUCGCAAUGUAAAGAUUUUGUAUCACAUCACUGGUGCAAUAACAUUUGUGAAUGAGAUCCCAUGGGUGGUUGAACCAAUAUAUUUGGCGCAAUGGGGGACAAUGUGGAUCAUGAUGCGGAGGGAGAAAAGGGAUAGGCGUCAUUUUAAACGGAUGCGUUUUCCACCUUUUGAUGAUGAGGAACCCCCUCUGGAUUAUGCUGAUAAUUUACUUGAUGUGGAUCCCCUUGAGCCUAUACAGUUAGAGUUGGAUCCUGAAGAAGAUAUUGCUGUACAUACAUGGUUCUAUGACCACAAACCGCUAGUGAAAACAUUGUUCAUCAAUGGUCCAAGUUAUCGAAGGUGGAAUCUGUCUCUCCCAAUUAUGGCAACCCUGCAUCGGCUUGCUGGACAACUACUUUCUGAUCUAAUUGAUCGCAACUACUUUUACUUGUUUGACAUGGAGUCAUUUUUCACUGCCAAAGCACUUAACAUGUGCAUACCUGGAGGUCCCAAAUUUGAGCCGUUGUAUCGUGAUAUGGAAAAAGGAGAUGAAGAUUGGAACGAAUUCAAUGACAUCAAUAAGCUUAUUAUACGUUCGCCACUCAGGACUGAGUAUAAAAUUGCAUUUCCCCAUCUUUACAACAAUAGGCCAAGAAAAGUAAAGCUGGGGGUGUACCAUACUCCUAUGGUAAUGUACAUAAAGACAGAAGACCCCGAUCUUCCUGCAUUUUACUAUGAUCCUUUGAUUCACCCCAUCACGUCGAUCAAUAAGGAGAGGCGUGAUAAGAAAGUGUAUGAUGAUGAUGAUAUUGAUGGCUUCGAUCUUCCAGAAGGGGUGGAACCAUUGUUGCAGAACACCCAAUUGUAUACUGAUACUACAGCUCCUGGGAUUUCUUUGUUGUUUGCUCCUAGGCCUUUUAAUAUGAGAUCUGGUCGAAUGCGGCGUGCUGAAGAUAUCCCCCUUGUAUCCGAGUGGUACAAGGAGCACUGCCCCCCAUCAUACCCUGUCAAAGUACGUGUCAGCUAUCAGAAGCUCUUGAAGUGCUAUGUUCUUAAUGAGCUGCACCAUAGGCCCCCUAAAGCACAGAAAAAGAAGCAUUUGUUCCGUUCUCUUCAAGCCACCAAGUUCUUUCAAACCACGGAGCUGGAUUGGGCUGAGGCAGGUCUUCAAGUUUGUAAGCAAGGUUACAACAUGCUCAAUCUUUUGAUUCACCGGAAGAAUUUGAACUAUCUCCAUCUUGACUACAACUUCAAUCUGAAGCCUGUCAAGACCCUCACCACGAAGGAGCGUAAAAAGUCUCGUUUUGGAAAUGCUUUCCACCUAUGUCGUGAAAUUUUGCGUUUGACUAAGCUUGUGGUGGAUGCAAACAUUCAGUUCCGAUUAGGAAAUGUGGAUGCUUUUCAAUUGGCGGAUGGUUUGCAGUAUACAUUUUCACAUGUUGGUCAAUUGACUGGUAUGUAUCGCUACAAGUAUAGACUUAUGAGGCAGAUAAGGAUGUGUAAGGACUUGAAGCAUCUGAUUUAUUACCGUUUCAACACUGGUCCGGUUGGGAAGGGACCGGGAUGUGGUUUCUGGGCUCCGAUGUGGAGGGUUUGGCUAUUCUUCCUCCGAGGUAUUGUACCUCUAUUGGAAAGAUGGUUGGGAAAUUUACUUGCAAGGCAAUUUGAAGGAAGGCAUUCAAAAGGAGUGGCCAAGACUGUGACCAAGCAACGUGUUGAGAGCCAUUUCGAUUUGGAACUACGAGCUGCUGUCAUGCAUGAUGUGCUCGACGCUAUGCCAGAGGGCAUCAAGCAGAACAAAGCGAGGACCAUUUUGCAGCAUCUUAGUGAAGCAUGGCGCUGUUGGAAAGCAAAUAUUCCUUGGAAGGUCCCCGGUUUACCUGUUCCCAUUGAGAACAUGAUCCUUCGUUACGUCAAGUCGAAGGCAGAUUGGUGGACAAAUGUUGCUCAUUACAAUCGUGAACGUAUAAGAAGGGGUGCAACAGUUGACAAGACUGUUUGCCGAAAGAAUCUUGGAAGAUUGACUCGCUUAUGGCUAAAAGCUGAGCAGGAACGGCAACACAAUUACUUGAAAGAUGGUCCAUAUGUGACUCCUGAAGAAGCAGUUGCCAUCUACACCACAACAGUGCAUUGGCUGGAAUCAAGGAAAUUCUCUCCAAUUCCAUUUCCACCAUUGUCCUACAAGCAUGACACAAAACUUCUUAUUCUUGCACUUGAAAGGCUGAAGGAGUCUUAUAGUGUUGCUGUGAGAUUAAACCAGCAACAGAGGGAAGAGCUGGGUCUUAUUGAACAAGCAUAUGACAAUCCUCACGAGGCAUUAUCACGUAUAAAGCGGCACCUUCUCACGCAGCGUGCCUUCAAAGAAGUUGGCAUUGAGUUCAUGGAUUUGUAUAGUUAUUUGAUUCCCGUCUAUGAGAUUGAACCUCUUGAGAAAAUCACAGAUGCAUACCUUGAUCAGUAUUUGUGGUAUGAAGGUGACAAACGUCAUCUCUUUCCUAAUUGGAUCAAGCCUGCGGACUCUGAGCCACCUCCCCUCUUGGUUUACAAGUGGUGCCAAGGAAUAAAUAAUUUACAAGAUAUAUGGGACACGAGUGAAGGUCAGUGUGUAGUGAUGCUUCAGACAAAGUUUGAAAAGUUCUUUGAGAAGAUAGACCUGACAAUGCUUAAUAGGCUUUUGCGACUGGUUCUUGAUCACAAUAUUGCUGAUUAUGUCACAGCAAAAAACAAUGUUGUUUUGUCCUACAAAGAUAUGAGUCACACAAAUUCAUAUGGUUUGAUUCGUGGUCUUCAGUUUGCUUCUUUUGUGGUACAAUACUAUGGACUGGUCCUGGAUCUCUUGCUUCUUGGUUUGACUCGGGCCAGUGAAAUUGCCGGUCCACCUCAAAUGCCCAAUGAAUUCAUUACGUACUGGGAUACUAAAGUUGAAACAAGACAUCCAAUACGGCUGUAUUCACGGUAUAUUGACAAGGUGCAUAUACUGUUCCGUUUCACUCAUGAGGAGGCCAGAGACCUCAUCCAACGCUAUCUAACUGAACAUCCUGACCCCAACAAUGAGAAUAUGGUGGGAUAUAAUAACAAGAAAUGUUGGCCUAGGGAUGCCCGAAUGAGGCUUAUGAAGCAUGAUGUCAACCUUGGAAGAAGUGUUUUCUGGGAUAUGAAGAAUCGUCUCCCCCGAAGUAUAACCACUUUAGAGUGGGAGAAUAGCUUUAUCUCUGUGUACAGCAAGGACAAUCCAAAUCUGCUUUUCAGCAUGUGUGGCUUUGAAGUGCGAAUUUUACCAAAGAUCAGAAUGACACAGGAGGCAUUCAGCAACACUAAAGAUGGCGUGUGGAAUCUUCAGAAUGAGCAGACUAAAGAGCGAACAGCCAUUGCCUUCUUGCGAGUUGAUGAUGAGCACAUGAAAGUGUUCGAAAAUCGUGUGCGGCAGAUUCUGAUGUCUUCGGGAUCGACAACAUUCACCAAAAUUGUUAAUAAGUGGAACACGGCUCUUAUAGGCCUCAUGACAUAUUUUCGUGAAGCAACUGUUCAUACUCAAGAGCUGUUGGAUUUGCUUGUGAAAUGUGAAAAUAAGAUUCAAACCCGUAUCAAGAUUGGGUUGAAUUCAAAAAUGCCAAGCAGAUUUCCCCCUGUAAUUUUUUACACACCAAAGGAAAUUGGAGGUCUCGGCAUGCUUUCCAUGGGUCAUAUAUUGAUCCCUCAGAGUGAUCUGAGAUACCGCCAGCUAACAGAUGUUGGAGCAACUCAUUUCCGAAGUGGUAUGAGCCAUGAGGAGGAUCAGCUUAUUCCGAACUUAUAUCGCUACAUACAGCCAUGGGAAAGUGAAUUCAUAGAUUCACAGCGUGUUUGGGCUGAAUAUGCUUUGAAGAGACAAGAAGCACAAUCCCAGAAUAGGCGAUUGACUCUUGAAGAUCUCGAGGACUCUUGGGAUAGAGGUAUUCCUCGAAUCAAUACUCUCUUUCAGAAAGAUCGACACACACUGGCAUAUGACAAAGGGUGGAGAGUAAGAACCGACUUUAAACAGUACCAGGUUUUGAAGCAAAAUCCAUUCUGGUGGACACAUCAGCGGCAUGAUGGGAAGCUGUGGAAUUUGAAUAAUUACCGGACUGAUGUCAUCCAGGCACUUGGAGGGGUGGAGGGCAUUCUUGAACAUACUCUCUUCAAAGGAACUUAUUUUCCAACAUGGGAAGGUCUUUUCUGGGAGAAAGCAUCUGGUUUUGAAGAGUCUAUGAAGUACAAGAAGCUGACAAAUGCACAGCGUUCUGGGCUCAAUCAAAUUCCGAAUCGUAGAUUUACUCUGUGGUGGUCGCCUACUAUAAAUCGUGCAAAUGUUUAUGUAGGUUUCCAAGUACAGUUGGAUCUGACUGGGAUAUUCAUGCAUGGGAAAAUCCCAACAUUGAAGAUAUCCUUGAUUCAGAUAUUCAGGGCCCAUCUUUGGCAAAAGGUCCACGAAAGUGUUGUCAUGGAUUUGUGUCAGGUGCUGGAUCAGGAAUUGGAUGCGUUGGAAAUUGAGACUGUACAGAAAGAAACAAUACAUCCAAGGAAGAGUUACAAAAUGAACAGUUCUUGUGCCGACAUCCUCCUCUUUGCUGCUUAUCGUUGGAACAUGUCCAAACCGAGUUUAGUGGCAGAAGCUAAGGAUAUGUUCGAUCAGAAAGCGAGCAACAAAUAUUGGGUAGAUGUUCAGCUCCGAUGGGGAGACUAUGAUUCUCAUGAUAUCGAACGUUACACCAGGGCCAAAUUUUUGGACUACACCACUGACAACAUGUCAAUUUAUCCAUCUCCAACAGGUGUCAUGAUCGGAAUUGAUCUUGCAUAUAACUUGCACUCCGCCUAUGGUAACUGGUUUCCCGGUUCAAAGCCUCUUCUGGCUCAAGCUAUGAAUAAGAUCAUGAAGUCAAAUCCUGCUUUGUAUGUUCUGAGAGAGCGUAUAAGGAAAGGCCUGCAGCUUUAUUCAUCCGAGCCCACUGAGCCAUAUCUAUCAUCUCAAAACUAUGGAGAAAUUUUCAGCAAUCAAAUUAUAUGGUUUGUUGAUGACACAAAUGUAUAUCGUGUCACUAUCCACAAAACCUUUGAAGGAAAUCUCACCACAAAGCCUAUCAAUGGUGCCAUCUUCAUAUUUAACCCGAGGACGGGGCAAUUGUUUCUCAAGGUUAUCCACACAAGUGUUUGGGCUGGGCAGAAGCGUCUCGGGCAGUUGGCCAAGUGGAAAACUGCAGAAGAAGUUGCUGCUCUUGUGCGCUCUUUGCCUGUUGAAGAGCAGCCCAAGCAAAUCAUUGUGACUAGGAAAGGAAUGCUCGAUCCUCUGGAGGUUCACUUGCUUGACUUCCCUAACAUUGUGAUAAAGGGAAGUGAGCUCCAGUUGCCAUUCCAGGCUUGCCUGAAAAUUGAGAAGUUUGGGGAUUUGAUUCUCAAGGCUACGGAGCCACAGAUGGUUCUUUUCAAUAUUUAUGAUGAUUGGUUGAAGACGAUAUCAUCAUACACAGCAUUCUCUCGUCUAAUAUUGAUUUUGCGUGCCCUCCAUGUUAACAACGAGAAGGCCAAGAUGCUACUCAAGCCUGACAAGACUGUUGUCACAGAACCCCACCACAUUUGGCCGUCCCUAACAGAUGACCAGUGGAUGAAGGUUGAGGUGGCUUUGAGAGAUCUCAUACUGUCUGAUUAUGCAAAGAAGAAUAAUGUUAACACAUCAGCUCUGACCCAGUCUGAGAUUCGUGAUAUCAUAUUGGGGGCUGAAAUAACUCCACCAUCACAACAGAGGCAACAGAUUGCAGAGAUUGAGAAACAGGCGAAGGAAGCGAGCCAGCUCACUGCAGUUACCACAAGAACAACAAAUGUGCAUGGUGAUGAAUUGAUAGUCACCACAACAAGCCCAUAUGAGCAGGCUGCUUUUGGUUCCAAGACUGAUUGGCGUGUGCGUGCAAUCUCUGCAACCAAUCUUUAUCUCCGAGUUAAUCACAUCUAUGUCAAUUCAGAUGAUAUCAAGGAGACUGGUUACACAUACAUCAUGCCAAAGAAUGUCUUGAAGAAGUUCAUCUGCAUAGCAGAUCUAAGGACCCAAAUUGCGGGUUACUUGUAUGGAAUCAGUCCUCCUGACAAUCCUCAAGUGAAGGAGAUCCGUUGCAUUGCUAUGCCACCACAGUGGGGGACCCACCAACAGGUUCAUUUGCCUUCAGCAUUGCCUGAUCAUGACUUCUUGAAUGAUUUGGAGCCCUUGGGGUGGAUGCAUACACAACCCAAUGAACUCCCUCAGCUCUCACCUCAGGAUGUUACGUGUCAUGCUCGGAUUCUGGAGAACAACAAGCAGUGGGAUGGGGAGAAGUGUAUCAUUCUAACUUGUAGUUUCACUCCUGGCUCCUGCUCCUUGACUGCAUAUAAGCUCACCCCAACAGGUUACGAGUGGGGAAGACUCAACAAGGACACUGGCAGCAACUACCAUGGCUAUCUCCCAACCCAUUACGAGAAGGUUCAGAUGCUUCUCAGUGACCGGUUCCUUGGAUUCUACAUGAUGCCUGAAAACGGGCCUUGGAACUACAACUUCAUGGGUGUUAAGCACACCGUGAGUAUGAAGUACAAUGUUAAGUUGGGGACGCCUCGUGAUUUCUAUCAUGAGGAUCACAGGCCCACCCAUUUCCUCGAGUUCAGCAAUUUGGAGGAAGGAGAGCAUGCAGAGGGUGAUAGGGAAGACACUUUCGCUUAGAGCUAAUUGUAAGAUUUGUUGAAGGAAACCCAGUUGCAUUGAAAUUGUAUAGUUUCCGUGAUACUAACCUUUGACCCCUUUGGAGAUGCCAUGGAUACAGUGGAAACUGUUCUGUCGGUCUUCUCAUGGCGUACUUUUUUUUUUUGUAUGUUACGAAGAAGCUGGAGUUUAAACCAUGGCUUCUGCAUGUAUUAGAUGGACAAGAUUUUAACGGAGCAUGGUUUUUGGAAUGGCAAAUGCAAUCUUCAAGAUGACAACUAUGAGUGGUUGCUUCAGAAAGGCACCAACUGCAUGAAGGACCUGUUUGUAUGACAUAAGUCUUAGUGAUGUUACGUGGUUGAAAAUUAGUAAAUCAAUAAUAAAGCACACCUCCGGUCAUGUUGA
Messenger RNA from Amborella trichopoda, 7728 nucleotides. Its product is annotated as pre-mRNA-processing-splicing factor 8A. Gene Ontology annotation, cellular component: catalytic step 2 spliceosome; U5 snRNP. Gene Ontology annotation, biological process: mRNA splicing, via spliceosome; spliceosomal tri-snRNP complex assembly. The record is from RefSeq and is a predicted model, not a curated record. Lineage: Eukaryota; Viridiplantae; Streptophyta; Magnoliopsida; Amborellales; Amborellaceae. Gene Ontology annotation, molecular function: metallopeptidase activity; pre-mRNA intronic binding; U5 snRNA binding.